CACUUGCUUGCUAGCCUACACUCCUGCUUAUUGUUCCUGAACAAGAUCAUCAUGCCUCGGGGUCAGAAGAGUAAGCUCCACGCCCGAGAAAAAUGCCACCAGACCAAAGGUGAGACCCGAGAUCUCCAGAGUGUUCAGGCCCCUACAAUGGAGGAGAAAAGCUCUCUACUUCCAACUUCUCCUUAUUUAGGGGUUACUACCCGUACAAAAUCAGCCUGCAGGCUACAAAGCACUUCCAAGGUGCCUCAGAGAGCCUUUUCUACCAGUGAGUCUAAGUGUGUUUCUCCUACAAGGUCGUAUAAAGGAGGUAACUACAGAAAUAAGAGAAAACAGGAUUCUUCCAAGGCCUCAUCCUCCAUUAUGAAGCCCCCUCGAAGUUCUCUCAUUGGCACAGUCCGAGUGGUAGUAAAAUACAUGAUGCAGAUGUAUAAAAUGAAAAAGCCCAUUCUGAAAGCAGAUGUGCUGAAGGUGAUCACCAAAGAGCAUAGAAAACGCUUCUUUGAAAUCCUCAAAAAAGCUUCUUUCAACAUAGAGGUGGUAUUUGGUGUGGACUUAAAGGAAGUGGAUUCUAUAAAGCACUCCUACACCCUUGUCAGCAAAAUGAAUCUCCCUAACAAUGGCACUGUGACUAGAGGCAGGGGACUUCCCAAGACUGGCCUGCUAAUGAAUCUCCUAGGUGUGAUAUUCCUGAAAGGAAACUGUGCCAGCGAGGAAAAGAUCUGGGAAUUCCUGAACAAGAUGAAAAUAUAUGAUGGAAAGAAACAUUUCAUUUUUGGGGAACCCAGGAAGCUUAUCACUCAAGAUUUAGUGAAGCUUAAAUACCUGGAGUACCGUCAGGUGCCUAACAGCCAUCCUGCAAGCUAUGAGUUUCGGUGGGGCCCCAGAUCUCAUGCUGAGACAAGCAAGAUGAGGAUCCUGGAGUUUUGGGCUAAGAUCAACCACACAGUUCCCAGUGCCUUCCAGUCCUGGUAUGAUGAGGCUCUGAGAGAUGAGGAGGAGCGAGCUGGAGCUGCAGGCAUACUCGGUGACACAUUAAUCCAUGGCAGUUAAGUGUUCCACAACCAUGUCAAACAGGUCCUCCCACAUCUGGGCAAGUUAGAGCUUUUUGAUUUUACUCUGGAGUUCAAGAGGGCAGCUACUGAAAGAGGUAGUGAAGGACUGUGUGUAGCUAGAGGGAAGGUGGUGAAUAGCUUUGUGUUCCUGUUCUGUAUGGGCAGUUUGGAAAAUUAUCUGCCUUUUGUUUAAUUUCAUUUUUUUCAAAUGUUCUUUUUAAUCUAUCAGUAUGAUUCCUUUAAUAAAAACUAUAUUGUUCACACAUGUUC
Peromyscus leucopus (white-footed mouse) is the source of this 1322-nucleotide messenger RNA. Its product is annotated as melanoma-associated antigen B3-like. Gene Ontology annotation, biological process: negative regulation of transcription by RNA polymerase II. Lineage: Eukaryota; Metazoa; Chordata; Mammalia; Rodentia; Cricetidae. The coding region runs from base 52 to 1050 and encodes 332 amino acids. The transcript has a single exon. The record is from RefSeq and is a predicted model, not a curated record. Gene Ontology annotation, cellular component: nucleus.